AACUUUUGCUUGGCACUAUCCAAACUGAGGAAGUUCAGAUGUAUUUUGAUGUCUGUGCUGUUUCAUUUGUGUCUGCUAGUAUAAGGAGACCCUGCAAAGGAGUAGAUUUUCUUCCUAGCUCACUAGCUUUUUUCUUCUAGUUCUUUUUUCUUCUUUUUUGUUCUGAUGCUUUUUCAGCUUUACCAGCUAUGACAGAUGAAAUAAUAUAUGCCAAUCUGAAAUUUGAAAACUGCUAUGAGCUGGAUAAUGUCCCAGAGCCUGAAGUUCCUAAGGAAAAAGGACUUCCCACUUCAUCCCACUCUUGGUGGCCAGUAGUCCUGAUUUUGAUCACAAUAUGCGUGGCAUUGCUGAUGGGGCUGAUGACUCUGGCAAUUUUAUUUUCCAAAGGUUCCAAGGAUUACAGGACACAGAUUCGAGACCUCAACAUGACAAAGAAUGAUCUGCAUGCAAAUUUCUCAAAAAUCCUGCAAGCAAUUGGAAAUCAGCUAUGCUUGGGAGGAAGAAAAGAUCUUCAAAAUAAUGAUCUAAACUGUGUGCUCUGCCCUACAAACUGGAAUUGGCCAGGUGAUGGUGAUAUGUGUUACUACUACUCUACUGAACAGAAGACAUGGCAACAGAGUCAUGGGUUUUGUUCCUCACAAAACUCUACUCUUCUGCUGGUAAAAGAGAUGGCAAAGCUGGAACUGGUUAAAAAAUUUCCUAGAACAUUCUGGCUUGGAUUAUCAUUUAGAGCUGAUAAGAAAGGCUGGUUCUGGGCAGACAACACAACUGUUACAGAAGAACAAAAGUCUUGGACAAAUCAUUUACAACGUUCCCUCCUCUGUGGAUAUAUUUACCAUCAUGCAAUAUACAGCCGUGCAUGUGAAGCAGUUGAUUACUAUGUCUGUGAAAAGCCUGCCAUCCAGUUGCAGCGACGUAACAACCACCAGCAAGAGGAAUGGUUUGUCAGAUCAAGAGGAUUACAUGUUUUCAAUGUGUUACACUUCCACUGUGGCACAGUAAUCGGAACAGAGCCAGCUUCCUCCGUGGUUUCAUUGAAAAUGCUGAAAUGUAAACCAUUCCCAUUGCCCCAGCUUUGGUCUUGCUGCAGUGUGCCCCAUCUCCCAAGUACGUUUGUUGCAGGAAAAAAGUGUGACAAGCUGGAGAUGGAGGAUGAGGAAGGCUACACCACAUUAAAUUUACGACCACCAGCUUCAGUUAUUACUCGUGGAUAUUCAAACAGCAACAAAUAUCCUGCAUUUAAUGCUCAAGUCAAUUGUGGUACAGUAGACAGAGUCUCUGCCUCAUCUGCCAAAAGGUGGCCAGUGGCCGUUGCUUUCUUCAUUUUGAGCCUGGUGCUGCUCAUAGGGCUGGUGGCCUUGCUGUUCCUGUUUUUUCAGGUUCCCAAGGAUUCUGCAGGAGGAAAGAAGCUGCAGGAAAUGAGGGAAGCAUUGUGUUCUGAAGGGAAAGAGAACAAUGAAACAAAAUGUGCUCUCUGUCCAGCAAGCUGGCAAAGCAGUGGAGCUGACAGCUGCUUCUACAUUUCAAAGCAGAAGAAAACAUGGAAGGAAAGCCAGGAGUUCUGUUCCUCUAGAAACUCUACUCUUCUUGUGCUGAAAGAUAAAGCAAAGAUGGUCUCUCUGCCACAGGAUUCACAGUUUUAUUGGGUUGGAUUAUCAUACAAAUCUGAAAGGAAUGGCUGGUACUGGGAAGAUGGAACAGCUCUUUCAAGAGAAGCCAAAACUUGGACAGUUUUAUAUGAACACAUCUUCUGCGCUUCCAUAUAUGGACGGAUUAUUUAUGCCAGUAAUUCCUGUUUCACAAAGCAAUUCUGGAUCUGUGAGAAAGGUGCUAUUCAUUUUGCCUGAAGAAGCACUGCAAGUAGGGAUG
This is a messenger RNA of Anas platyrhynchos (mallard), 1869 nucleotides long. NCBI's taxonomy places the organism in Eukaryota, Metazoa, Chordata, Aves, Anseriformes, Anatidae. The record is from RefSeq and is a predicted model, not a curated record.